Molecule: messenger RNA, 2852 nt
Organism: Patiria miniata (bat star)
Lineage: Eukaryota; Metazoa; Echinodermata; Asteroidea; Valvatida; Asterinidae
Exons: 7
Coding region: 252-2426 (724 amino acids)
Source: RefSeq, a predicted model, not a curated record
UGAACGAAUGUCUGAAACUGAAUAAAGGGCACAUCUAUGCGAUUGUGGGAAAGGCUAGACUGCUCAGCGAAAGGACAUCUGAGGGGGACGAUGUACAGCAAAUUGUUGAACAAUUUGAAGAACUACUUCUCCUUUCGAAGGAUUUGGUGCCAGAAAACAAGCUGGACCUUUACUACCACUUAACAUAUUUUCUGGAGAAACAUAACACAGAAUCGAAAAAUUACUCAAGGAAAGACCUCUGGCACACAGUGAUGGACAUCGCUUCUUCUCCAUCUUUUGAGAAACAGGACGAGACCACAGGCAAAUGGCAAGUAACGAAAAAGGCUGAAUACAAGAAGAAACGGGCGUAUGAGGAAUUAAAAAAAGAAUACACUGCCCAUCCUGAAGACCUACCCCUAGACAAGAAGCUCGAACUUUGCUACUUAAAAUUCCAGAAUUUGGAAUUCAAAGAGGUUCAAGACAUGUUGGGCGAAAUGGAGGAGGACAAUUUCAAAAUACCCCAUCUCCUUGCAGAAACAAAUUGGAAGUUGGGUUUGGAAAAGGAAAAGGAAAUGGAAGCCGAAACACAGAAAUGUGAACCGACUAAAGCAACACCUUAUUUCGAAGAGGCUCGUAAAAACAUGUAUCUCGCAAUACAAAAGGGUCUGACGAAUAUGGGAGGUCGAAAGAUUUUGGCUGACAUUGCUCUUUCUAUCGCACGUAACCAAUUCCACUUAGUUGACUCUCAACAGCCAGAGCCAACUCGUGCUCCCGUACCACUUGAGUCUCCAUGCAUCAAGUCCUACAGGGAGGCUGUCAGAUGUGGAAGUGUCGUUGCCAGUUUAGAGCUUCUUAGACUAGUGAGUCCUCAGCUCAAAACGACCACUUCAAGGUCUCAUUUCCUCAUGAUUCUUGCAGAGAUAGACCUCUGCUGCUCCCAGGACCCAAGUGUUCACCUUCAUCAGGAUGUAAAACCUCUUCCCCUAGAAGAUGACCAACUAAAAGAUCUGUCGACAGUGGACUGUGAGGAGAUGCGGAAUCACAUCGAUAACCUAAUACAAGAGGGCUCAUAUUUCACUCCAGCAUGGGAAGAGUAUUUCAACAUGGAGAGACGAUUUCUUGAAGAGAGGCUCACAAACAACGACAAGAAGGUGGAGCUUGACGGCAGGGAAGAAGAAGCCGACUCAACCCAAUUGGCGUCCAAAAAAACACGUUCCGCUGGGAUCAAAUGCUGUUCGCAAAUCCGACCUCUGUUGGACCACAUCAUCGUCGAAUUUCGGGAAAAACAGUUGGGAAUCGAAGAUCAAAGGAUGAAGCUUUAUUUCCCGCUGAUUUGUGAAUCAAGAGAUUACCAAAAUGACAACGAACGCAGGGAGGAAACAACCAAAUCUCUUCGUAAAGUGCUGCAGGAUUACUUCGAAAUCGACAUGGCGAACCAUUAUCCGAAGCUCUUUAAAAAUGUUUUGGAGGUACAACCGAGUUACGAUUCCCAAAAUGACUUCCUUCGAUCAUUGUUCGACGUGGUGAAUAACUACAAGCACGAAACUUUUAACCAGGACAAAUUACUUAAAGACAUCGAUGAUCCAGUGAAGUUUUUUCGUCAAUGUAUGGAUAAAGUCGAGGAGAUCUGGAUCUUUUUCUCAGACGCCAUGAGGGAAACCAGAGAUCUAAAGGAAAAGGUGAAGCAACUUGAAGAUGAUAUCAGACGUGGCAAGUACGAGAAAGCUGAUGAGCUGCUUGAAGUGCUGUCAAACAACGAAGACUUCGUCGUCCGGAUUGGAAGUACUUGGGAGUUACUGAAGAAGAUGGCCUUGAUUCGUCGGAGCAUACAACAGCAGACUGUUGAUGAUGCGGAGAGUAAACUGGUAGAUGGAGAAUUUGGUUUCAGCCACGAUCUUCGAAGAUGUCAUCUUACAGUCGAAUUGUUGAAGACCGACCCUGGAGCCAGCUCCACGGAGCUUCACGAGAAGUGCAGAGACACCUGUAGAGAAGCUACCAAUAUGUUAGCGUUGGUACUGUCGAAAAAGAAGCCGCAUGGUGGACAAUCAGCCACACAGCAGCCGAUGCCUGCAGUGACUUUCCCAUUUUGUGACCUGCAUCCCGGGGUCGAUCGUGUUGAUCAGUGGAAGGGAAAGGUCAAGAAACACCUGAACAAGGAGCUAAACAAAAUGGGAAUCCCUGGCUCUGUGAAAGACAACAAAGAGUUAUUGGAGACGAUCAUGCAGGCUCAGCCGUGCACAGAUGAGGAGAACUACCAGUUUAUGGCAGUGGAGCAAUUUCUUAAACAGUGCGAUGAAGGUGGCGCCAUCCCGGACACAGUGUCCAUAAAACCAAACAACCAGGAAGAAAAGACCUUCCAGGUUUUAGAUCUGACUCGCUGGAUCACAGACAACGCCGAGAAAAUUGCCAUCAAUAUUGAUACACUAAAAAAGGUUGCAGGCCAGUAAAUAAGCCCCAAAUAUACCUUAUGCGUUAAUAAGGCGGAGUUAGAGGGCAAUGGUUUUGAAUUGUCUGAAAAGGCGUGAGUAACCCUUUUGUACAUUCAUUGUCACGAGAUUAAAAUAACAAAGAAUACGCGGAGAUGCCUGUAACCCAUAAGGUAUAUUCCACUCGCAGAACAAAUCAUGAUUUGUAUACUGUAGAGUUCUCUCGUAUAAUAAGGGUAUUGUGACCCUUUAUUUGAGGGUUUGUGAAGAUGUAUUUCUGAGAAAUCUUGGGUGAAAUUAGACCUGAAAGUCGUUCAAUUUUGCAAUCGAGUGGAUGUACCAGUUUUUUGUGAAUGACGAUCGACUUCAGGACUGCAUUAACGGACCAUAACCUUUGGAGGGAAGACAAAUUACACAAAAGUCAUAAAUUAACACUCCAAAACUAGA